Molecule: messenger RNA, 543 nt
Organism: Acromyrmex echinatior (Panamanian leafcutter ant)
Lineage: Eukaryota; Metazoa; Arthropoda; Insecta; Hymenoptera; Formicidae
Source: RefSeq, a predicted model, not a curated record
AUGCUCCAGGGCCAUUCUAAGUCGCAGAAAUGUCGCAAAAAUCUAUCAGCAUUCCCAUCUAUCGAGAAUUUCAUUUCAUUCAAGAAAGCAAAAGCGUCAUGCACUAGGACUUUAUAUAAGAUUAAGAAGAAACAAUGGAAGAAAUUUGUGAAAUCAUUUGACUAUAACGACAACAGGCAGAACAACCUUCUAGAAAAGGCCAAGGAUAAAAUCUGUCUUCCUUUCUGCUCUACGAAUACUGGCAAAAGCUUGUCAUCGAUGAUUGCAGAAGACAUUGACCAUCCAGGGAACAGUUUUCAAAGAUCUGGAUUUGCUCUUUUCCAUCAAUGAGUUUAACCUCGUUUUAUCACAAUCUAGAAAAAAUUCCUCUCUGGGUCUAGAUCAAAUCAGCUAUACUAUGCUUUCUGCUGACUAAAUACAAAGAACUUUACUGAAUUUAUUCAAUCGCUUUUUAGAGGAAGGAAUUAUACCACCUCCUUGGAAGACCUAGCUCAUCAUCUUCAUUCCGAAAGCAAAUAAUUCUGACUUCCGCCCCAUCUCACU